Molecule: messenger RNA, 2720 nt
Organism: Arachis stenosperma
Lineage: Eukaryota; Viridiplantae; Streptophyta; Magnoliopsida; Fabales; Fabaceae
Exons: 6
Coding region: 1263-2168 (301 amino acids)
Source: RefSeq, a predicted model, not a curated record
AAAAGAAAAUAAUAAUAUUAAUACAAAAAGCAAAAGAGGAAGAAGAAGAAGAAAAAGGGGGCCGGAAAGGAUAGUAAGAACCUGUGAAAGAAUCAAAGAAACCGUAAUAAGAAUAAAAAUGGAAACUUUCUGAUAAUCAAAAGCUCGGAUCGUGAUAUUUGGCAGCACACGACCCACUAACAACUCACAUGAAGAAAAGCCACUAAAUAUACACACCAGCUUCUGUGCUCCGCUGAUGCAUCACGCACCAUAGAUCCUCAUCCCUCUGUCUGUUCCUCUGUUCGCUCACCCAUUUGCUCAAAUGAUCCGUUUUUGGUGUUCAUUCCACUGUUUGACUCUUGUUCCUUGCACAAAGAUCUCACCUUGGGGAAGAAGAAGAUUCGCCUUUUCCUGCAUUGCUCUUUUGGUUAAUCCCUAUGAAGCAGUCUAUGUCUGAAACUUGGGAAGCGCUUUGGAAUGGCUCUUUAUAGAAACAAUGGUGAAUUGCUCACCGAGAGAAGGGGCAUCAUUGAUGCGGUUGUCAAUUCUCUUGGUAAAAGUGACCAUGGCUCACAAAUCUUGCGUCGUGGUAGAAGGCUUGGUCGGAUUACCAAACUGUCCAAACACAAACUUUCGCGUUGGCUUCUCCUUCUUACUGCACUCUUUUCAGUUUAUUUCACAGUUUGUGGCCUGAAAAUGUUUCUUCACGUUGAGGCUUGAAUAUAGAUGGUUCUAUUACAGCUAAAAUGGAAUCUAGCCAUCUAGGUUCCCAGCGACUCAUAGUAUACAUGAAGGGAUCAACCUACACAGUAGACAUGAAGAGCUCAACCUACACAGUAUACAAAAAGAGCUCAACCUUCAAGAAACUGUUCCAUUAUCUGAAUUCGGAAAACCACCACCUAAAAGCAGGCGCAGGAAGCAUUUUCCUUGUGAAGUUGAAUUUCUGAAGUCAGCAGAUGGCCUUGCUGAACCCAAGAAUUACAUGAAUUUCACUUGGUUUUCUCUAGAUUAUGUUAAACAAGAAGGAAAAACAUCCCAUAGUGGUUUGUUGAACCUCGAUUUGGAGGACAUCAGACUCUUGAGGAGAGAGAAAAGUCAUUUUAUGCCAAAAACCAAAUGGUUCAUUGUGGUUUUGUCAAGGGAUCACCAGGGUAUUCAAGCACUGGAUUUGAUUUAGAUGAAAAAGAUAAUGCAUACAUGUCAAAGUGUAAGAUUGCAGUUUCUUCUUGCAUUUUUGGAAGCUCCGAUUUUCUCUGGAGGCCUACAAGUAGACUGUGUCAAGAAUGGCAAACAGAAUGACAGAAAAAGAAAGGUCAGAUGUUGAGUUCAAGGUUUUGUUGAUGGAGCGCAUUACGUUGGUUUCCAUCGCCAUCGUCACUGGUUCAAUAUGGUGGUCAUGUGCAGCACACAACGUGGCCACUUGCCCUAGCACGGAUGAUCCUCACACGUGGUCGUUUAUUUAUCUGGUGCUGUUUACCUAUACCAUCAUGCCCGCGUUCUACGUGUUCCGGUGGUUCUAUACCGCGGUGGCCACCACUGAGAUGUCACCGUGGGUAGGGAGAAUUCUCUUCAUUCUGGAGAGGUUGCUGGUGAUGGUUAUGCCUGCUGCGGUUCCCCAGGGAUCCAUCUUUGUUAAUCCAACUCUCUUAAUGUAUUUCUUGUCUCUUCUUGUUACUGGCGCAUACUUCCUCUGCUGCCUCCAUCGAUUUUUAUUCUUUGUUGACAGUAAUAACUACUGUUCGGAUACAACCGGUAUAAAUUCCGCCAAAACAGAAGAAGAAGAAGAAAAGGAUCAUGAUAAUGGAAAAUACCAGGAAGAGGAAGAGGAAGAGGAAGAGGAAGAGGAAGAGGAAGAGGUUCACACAAGUGAUGAUGAAUUCAAAGAAGUAGAGUGGGAGGAGGAGGAGGAGGAGGAGGAGGAGGAGGAAGAGGAAGAAGAGGAAGAGGAAGAGGAAGAGGAAGAGGAUGCCGACUCUACAAUUUCGGAGUGGCUAAGUAAGAAGACGAAUAAAGAAUGUUCCAAGUGUGAGGCAAUGUUGGGUGAAUGGCACUUAGCAUUUGAGAAGAUGCAAAAAUUGGCUGCAAUGUUUAUGGAAGAUGCCAUGACGGAAGCAAAGAAAAGGCAACAACAAUUGGAAGAAUUUUAUAAAAAGAGAAAUCAAAAUUGGAUCAAGAAAUCCAAGCUUUGAACCAAGAAAAACAGGAAUUGCUCGAUAUAAUAGAAGAACUAACAAAGUCAGAGGAAGAAGCCAGAGAUUUGUACGAAAAAGAGAAAAAAAGAGCGGGAGCAAGAAAAGCUUUCAUCAGCAAUAAAAGAAGCCGAAAAUUUUAGACAACAAUUGUUGGUUGAACAUUAUCGGGCACACAAUACUGUUGCAUGGAAUGGUCAUUGUUAGUUAGUUAGAAUUAGUCCAAAACUAAACUAUUCUUUUAGAGAAAAUAUUGGAUUUGGUCACUUAAGUUACACUUUAAUAUCUAUUUAGUUCUUAAAAUUUCAAUGGCCUCAAUGUAGUUAAACUUUUUAAUUGAUUCUGUGAUGAAAAUCACUUUAGAAAUUAACGUCAUUAAAAUUUGAAAAAUUUAGGAAUUAAAUUGAGGCAAUUGAAAUUUCAAAGAUUAAAUCGAUAUUCGAGUGUAACGGAAUAUUUUCUUCUCUUUCUAUUUUUAAAUGCAACUAGAAUUUUAUAGUUUACUAAAUUUAUGCAUUAUGAAAUAUUUUAAUUUUCAAUAAAUUAUUAGAA